Messenger RNA from Parathielavia appendiculata, 3398 nucleotides. RefSeq lists its product as uncharacterized. NCBI's taxonomy places the organism in Eukaryota, Fungi, Ascomycota, Sordariomycetes, Sordariales, Chaetomiaceae. The transcript is spliced from 5 exons. The record is from RefSeq and is a predicted model, not a curated record. Bases 442 to 3099 code for a protein of 885 amino acids.
ACUACCUUGCCGCCGAUGGCUUGCACCCUUUGAGGAAGGGAAGACAAGACUAGCCAAUCUUCAGCUUUCUCGGUUUGGAAAGCCGGAAUUUUUCUUUGGCCUUUGGUACUUCCCUAUGACGCACUUGAAUACUUCACAGGUGCUACGCAAUGUCGCGUCACUCUCUUGGUUGCUUGUGAAACAACCUGCUUCCUUCCCGGCCAUGCUAUAAUAAACGUCACUCAGCAACCUGGUCUAUCACAACCAACACCGUGAUUUUUGAAACUCUUUCUCUUUCAGUACCAAAGUUGUCACAGCAAUUCGAUACCCCAAAACUCGUUUCCCUUUUUGUGAUACCCGAAACUUCAAGCGCAUUUACCUGCAAGGGCUCGUAAUCAGCACCACCAUAACAACCAGCCACCAAUCCAUCGCCCAAAACACACAAACCACCGGAAACUCAGAAUGGCAGCGAACGUCAACAAACCAACAGACAUCAAGAAGAGGGAAGCCGAUGUCAACCGUAAGCUUCAGAUUUACGGAAUCAUCAGCGCCUUCCAGUCUGGCAAAGUUCCAUCGAACGAUCAAAUCGAUGUAGCCCUCAACAGCUUCCUUGAGUCCCGGGCGCUCUCCAGCCCUCCUCAGAGGCUGUCUUCUGAGGGACAGACACUUGUUGCCGACGUCAAGGAGGUGGUGACUCAGGCUAAGCAUCUCCUGCUAUCCAAGAAUGAUGGCAACCUGCUGCAGGACUUCAUCUGGCAGACCCAGCAGUUUGACCCCAAGGCUGUCUCGACUCCUGGUGCUCCCGUCAACAAGGAGCAGGCGCAGCAGCACCGCGACCAGGCUCUGGAUGGACUCCGUACGCUGGGCACUCUGAUCAUUUCCAACGGGCAAUUCCGAAAGCUGCUCAAGGAUGCAACCAUCCUCCUCCGGGAUAUAGCUGCCGACGCCGCGACCAACGCGGCUGGACGCGUCAGGCCGAAGCCGGAAGAUCUCGAGCAGAUUGACCUUCCCGCCCAGGACAACACUUGGCAUGAUGCUCCUGACCUCUCGAAGGAGUCGAUGAAGGACAAGUUCCACGACUACUACAAGAGCAACCCGAAGGAGGACGUGAAGGCUGCUGGUACCGAAGGGGCGUCGACUGCACACCCCGCGGGUUCAUCGGAUCCCAGGGAUCUGGCGUCUACUGCAGCCCGCGAUAACCAGACUGGUGCAUCCUCGGGGGUUGAUGCUCUCGGAGGUGCUGUGGCUGCCAAGGACGCUGUGAAGGGUAACGUGAAGGAGAACGUUGACGACGACACCAAGGAAAAAGCUCGGGCUAGGCGCGAUGAGUAUCGAGAGCGAGUGAAGAAUUACUUCAACCGCAGGGUUCCCCAAGAACGCCGUGACCAGGCCGUCUGGCGCCUCAAGAAAAUGGUUCUCGAGUGCCAGCAACACCCUGACUAUCACCAGGCGGUCCAGACCCUCCUGGACCUCGCCGAGGAGUACGGUGACCACGCAAACCGGCUGGCCAGAGGCGGCACGGGUACAGUUAAGGAGGCUCGUUCUGGUCUGGCGCAGGCCGAGUCCGAUCUCAAAACCUUGAUUGAGCGCUUUGCGAAUGGUACCUCCACUGAUGACCUGUGGGACUCUAUCCACACCAUUUACGAUGAUGCGGACCGUGACCCUCAGCUCAAGAACUGGUUCAAGGCGCUCAACCAGUACAUCCGCCGUUGCCUGCAGGAGCAGGGGUACAUCCUGGACGACGAGUCUGACGCCCAGUGGAACCGUCUGUACGAAGAAGGCAACUACCUUCUCCGCGACAAGUAUCGUGGCCACACCGACCGUGUCGUCGACGAGAUUAAGUUCUUGGCCGAUCAGUUCGACCAAGAUCCGCAAAACAAGGCCUUCGCCGCCUCCCUGACCAAGCUGUUCAACGACCUCGGCAACGACGAGAACGGGAAACCGACCUUCAAGCCCCAUCUCAUCAAAGACCUGACGGAUGUGAUUCUGCCCGCAGUUUUCGAGAACGUGGCUUACAUUCCCGUUCCGCGGAUCGAAUACUCGGAUCACCAGGCCGACGUCGUCAUUGAGAACCUUGUUCUCGAGAGCGACAACUUCAUGCCCAACGUCUUGGAAAUUGCUAGCGAGAAUUACAUGCGCUUCGGCCGCAAGAAGGUCGCCAGCAGCAGCAAGCACUCGGUUGAUGUCAAAGUGGCCGGGAUCCAGAUGGACCUUCGUGAUGUCAGCUACUACAUCAAGCGCAAGCAAGGCUUCCCUGCCAUCACGGACCAGGGCGUGGCCGAUUUUCUGCUGGCUGGCGACGGUUUCACUUUCCGCUUGAAGCUGUCUACGCCAGACAAGAAGGACAGAAACUCUUUCUUCAAGAUUGACAAGGUGGACGUCUCCGUCAAAAAUUUCAACAUCAAGCUCGUCAAGUCCAAGCACAAGAUGCUGUUCGGACUGUUCAAGCCAAUCAUGCUCAAGGUCCUGCGCCCCGGCUUGGAGAAGGCGUUGGAAAAGGCUAUCAAAGACCAGGCCGCGAAGGUGGAUUCCUAUCUCUUUGAAAUCAAGCAGGAAGCCGACCGUGCCCUAGAGCAAGCCCGCGAGGACCCCGACCACAUCCCCAACAUCUACAACCGCUACCUCACCGCCGCGCAGAAACGCAUGCUGCAGGGCAAGCAGAAGGCCCAGGAGGUUGCGGCCGACAAGAAGGUUAACUACGCCAUCACCAAGGAGGACAGCAUGUUCCCCAACAUCCACCUGCCCGGCGGCAUUAGCACCAAGGCCACCGAGUACAAGGAGCUCGCCCGCAAGGGCGACAAGUGGGAGAGCCCCGUCUUUUCGAUCGGGUCUGCCGCAAAGAGCUCUGACAUCCCGCCCGCGCCCAAGGUCGUGCGCAAACCACACCGGACUGCCCAGCCUGGCGAGCGUCGUCAGGAUAAUGGCCCUCUUACGGGCCCCGGUGGUGCUCCGAUGAUUGGCCAUCAUGCCAACGGCAAUGGCGGCGCCGUCAACGGGAGCGCUCUUGAUCCCAUGGGCGCCCAUCACACCGGCGCUCCUCUGAAUGGGAACAACACGGUGAACGGCGGCGCCAAGCAUCAUCUGCCUGCCUUUGACCCGGCUGCUCCGUCUGCUUAUUAGAAUGGGUCAGGGGCACUUGUGAGAGGGAAAUGACGAGGAUGUGGAAUAUAAUACCCUGGGUUCUGUCUGAUUAGUUUCAUACCAUCUUCCAUUAUGAGGUCGGUUGCAUUGUGUAACACAGACCCAUGCUUUACAAUAAUGCCACAUUCCUGUGAAUUUGUGUACUGUUCUCGGGAGCCAAAUUAAAACAUCACUCAAUACCUGGAAGCAUGCCAUGCCGAGUUCCAAGUCGACGAGAAGGAGGGAUGAACAAAGCUCUUCGGGAUAGGGUACUUGAGUGACGUCGACUCAGCCUGGGG